This is a messenger RNA of Patiria miniata (bat star), 2019 nucleotides long. Its product is annotated as alpha-N-acetylgalactosamine-specific lectin-like. NCBI's taxonomy places the organism in Eukaryota, Metazoa, Echinodermata, Asteroidea, Valvatida, Asterinidae. The transcript has a single exon. The record is from RefSeq and is a predicted model, not a curated record. Gene Ontology annotation, molecular function: signaling receptor activity. The coding region runs from base 107 to 604 and encodes 165 amino acids.
AAUUUGGGAUGUUGAAUAGCGGAGUACUUCAUGUUUCCAGAUCAUUCAUCGACUGCAACUAGCCUCGGUAAGAACACACAGCAAACCUGACUUGAAGAUCGUCAUCAUGGCUUUCCGUAAGAUUUCGUGCGUGAUGUUCUUUCUGGUCCUCGGUUUAGUAUCCGCGGAUGACUGUCCACCGUUCUGGACACGCUACGGUAACUACUGCUACCGUUUCUUCGGUCCUCCCAAGACCUGGCAAUCGGCCGAAGAGCACUGCCGAGAGUUCUUCACCCGAAACGGCCAGGGGCACCUUGCGUCCGUUCACAGCUCAGGGGAAAACAACUUCCUGCUCCAGAUGUGGAGUUCCUCUCUGCUACCAAAGGAGGGAAUUGUGGCUGCUGCCAUCUGGAUUGGGCACAGCGACCUGGCUAAUGAAGGACAAUUCACCUGGAGUGACGGGACGAGCUUUGACUACAACGGCGGGUGGCGUACUGGCCAACCGAACGACUCUGGACAAGGCGAGGACUGCGGCUCUAUCUAUAGGACCACCCAGCAGGUUGGAUGGAAUGAUGGACCAUGCGGUUCGGCCCACCCAUACCUUUGCAAGAUGCCCUCAUAUUAGAACAGAGAGCAGUAAAGGGGUAAACAACCGCUAUUCUCAAAUGUUAAAACAAUAACUAUAGCCUGUUAUCAUAAUCAGGCGGAAUCACUGACUUGCAAAGACAAUGACGAACAAAUCACUGGGUCUUAUGAACUAUUCAUGGGAUAUUUUAGCCUGGCUUUGUGUGCACUACGACAACAUGACAUUUAGGUGACGAUUUCGUUUUAAUCGGAUAUUGGUCUUGGUUGCGAAACAUCAACUUUAAGCCGACACACCCACAUCGAAAACUGGAUGAAUGACUGCAUGAUGUUCUCCGAAUGAUCAUAACGCUUUCCAAACAUUCCUUCGAACCAUGUCACAAAAUAGUUGACUAUCGUCACCGCAUUUUUGAAUGAAGGUAAUUUCAGUAAAUUCGGUGCAUGAUGAUCAUGUUUCAUAAACACUUCUGAUCGCAUCGUUGUACACUGAAUUUUGUUUGUACUAUAGCAUUAACCCCCCUGACUCUUUGGAUCUGAUACAGUGGCAAAAAAAGACUGAAGAUACAAGUUUCGAGAGCCUCAGAUCAGCGACACUGCAAGUUCAUUUCUUAAUAAUUUCCAAUUGCUUUUAUAGCUUUCAUGUGAAUUGGCUUUUAAAAAUUGCAUUGAUAUGACUUUGCUCGAUUUCAAGACGAUUUGAUAAGAAAAUCAAAUAUCUUUAAACAGCGCAUGUAGGCAUAUAGCUGGCCCUGCAUAUUGAACUAGCUUUUGAAGUACGCUUGCCGCAGUAGGUAAUGCAAGUAUUGCACGAUAUAGUGACAGUAAAACUCUGUAUACAAGCCUGCAUUAAAAUAAGGAACAAGUUAUGAAAUAUGUAAUGUCUUCAAUCUUCAACAAAUAUUAUACAUACAUGUAGUUAUUGGUUCUACUCGGUUGAUGUACUGGCAAAGUCGCUUGGGAGAGCCCCUUGCAACGAUUAACCCCAGUGUUCACAGUUCACACAAGAAAAGUUUAAUAAGUAUUAAAGACACUUUAAUAUUGCGUGAGUUUUAUUCCAACUUCCAAAACGUCUGAACCAGCAGACUUGUAUAUCAAAAAGUACCCAAAAGAAUGCCUUGCACAAUUUAUAUUAUACUUAUAAUCAUUGUAACCUGAUGGGAAUUUGAAUCAUUGUAAUCAGUAUUCUUGGCAGUAUCACCAGUUUCUGAAGGUGUGAUUAUGUAAGUCAAUGAAAUGAAAAUUCAAGGCAGAACAUGCCUUCAAAGUUUCUAGAAAACAGCCUAAUAGUGCAUGAGGAAUACAUUUCGAUUUGAUCUGGAUACAAAUGAGAUUUAAACGUUCCUACUUCCAAGACAAACUUUAUACUCAUUUCGACUGAGAUUUAUAAUCUAAUAUAAUCUGUGAAGACUUGUACUGAAAAUGUAUUAAUUAAAGCAAAUCACUUCAUAUAGCCCUUUA